AUGAAAGGAACUUGGGUUGCUUCGAAUUUAGCAUAUGGGUUUAUAAACGUUUAUGCUCCAAAUGACCCAUCUCGAAGGAAAACGCUAUGGUCAAAUCUGGAAAGUGUCAUAUGCUCAGACGAUAAUAUUCGAUGGGUGGUGUUCGGAGACUUCAACGCAGUCAGAUCAGCGGACAAGAGAAUUGGGUCCAUAUUUUGCUCUUCCACUGCAUAUCACUUCAAUAAAUUCAUCGCUUCUGCGGGUUUAAUUGAUCUACCUAUCGGUGGCCGCAAGUUCACGUAUAUGAGUCCAGACUACUCCAAACAUAGCAAACUUGACCGCUUCCUAAUCUCGCAUAAUUGCUCUGCUGAUUGGCCGCACCUGACAGUUACGACCCUACCGAGACUACAUUAUGAUCAUUGUCCAUUAAUCCUCUCAUCAUCUGUUAGUGACUUUGGGGCACCCCCAUUCAGAUUCUUCAAUUCCUGGCUACUAGAGGAUGAGCUGGAAGGAGUUGUUAAACAAGGCUGGGUAUGUAACAUAGCUCCAGGAACCUUUGCUUCCUUCUCCCCUAUACAAGUGGUGGCUGGCAAACUAAAAAAUACCAAAGAGAAAAUCAAGGAAUGGAGAAAAUCCAAAAAUGUGAAGGAACAAAAAAGAGUGGAAGAGUUAACAAAGGAAAUCGAUUCAAUCGAUCUUAAUGCAGAAUCGCACUCCCCAGAUGAAUCGAAGCUAGAACUCCGAAAGAAUCUACACAGAGAAUUGAUGGAUCUUGAGGCCAAACGCAUACUCGACCUUAAGCAGAAAUCCCGAUGUAAAUGGGCACUGGAAGGUGAUGAAAACUUUGCUUUUUUCCAUGGUCUGAUCAAUAAAAAUUAUCGAUUUCAAAAAUUAUCUGGCAUCAACAUCAAUGGUUUCUGGACAUCCAAUCCAGAAUCAAUCAAAAAAGACGCGUUUGAAUGCUUCUCCAAAAAGUUCACUGAACAAAUCAGCAUCAGACCCCAAUUCCCCAGCCAAAAAUUCAACAAACUCAGCCCCAUUCAAACUCAAAACUUAGAAGACCCAAUUACAACGGCGGAAAUCAAAGCAGCGGUGUGGCUAUGCGGAAAUGACAGGCCCUGGACCAGAUGGCUUCACCUUUGCUUUCAUUAA
Lactuca sativa (garden lettuce) is the source of this 1131-nucleotide messenger RNA. RefSeq lists its product as uncharacterized. The record is from RefSeq and is a predicted model, not a curated record. Lineage: Eukaryota; Viridiplantae; Streptophyta; Magnoliopsida; Asterales; Asteraceae.